Molecule: messenger RNA, 5095 nt
Organism: Centropristis striata (black sea bass)
Lineage: Eukaryota; Metazoa; Chordata; Actinopteri; Perciformes; Serranidae
Gene: praf2
Product: PRA1 domain family, member 2
Exons: 3
Coding region: 203-739 (178 amino acids)
Cellular component (GO): membrane
Source: RefSeq, a predicted model, not a curated record
AAAUUUUCUAGUUUGAAUGUACUACACCCAUGUGUAGUGCUACAAACAUUUCAGUGAUAUUACUGUGGGACCGAAAGCGCAAUCUCGAUGCUCGGGCACGCGCCUAGACAGAAACUAGCGAGCUUUAAAUGAGCGAGAGACACACACCCCCUUGCGCCCGCGAUGUAUACUGGGAAAUUGAGUCUCCAGUCGAUUAGGAAAGAUGGCGGAUGUGCAGCCGCCACCCCUCCGGAGCCUGGAUGAUUUUCUCCUGAGCUCGGCCCGGUUUUCCGUGCCCGAUGUGCGCGACCUGGACCGCUGGAACAACCGCAUCAUCAACAACCUGCUGUAUUACCAGAGCAACUAUUUCCUGUCUGCGCUGAGCUUCCUGCUCAUAGUGGGGUAUUUCCAGCCCUUCCAGUUGCUUGUCGGGGCACUGGUGGUCACCCUGUUAUUUCUGGGCUUUGUCUGGGUCGCUGAGAACCAAGCUCCCAUCCGUCGUUUCCGGAGAAACCACCCAUCAGUCUCUGUGUUUGGCAUUCUUUUGGCCAGUUACCUCUUCAUAUCGGUGCUGGGGGGCGUGGCUGUGUUUCUGUUUGGGAUAGCCUUCCCUAUACUGAUGGUACUGCUCCAUGCGUCAGUGAGGCUGCGUAGCCUGAAGAACAAGCUGGAGAACAAACUGGAGAGCAUCGGCCUGAAGAGGACGCCCAUGGGACUGCUGUUAGAGGCGCUGGGACAGGAACAGGAGGCUGGAUCCUAGACAGAAGGAGGAGGAAAUGUGCAGAGGUGGGGGAUACUUUGGGUGCCAUGAGAGAAACAAUAUAGGAGGAGAGAACUACUGCAGGGAACAAGGAAGACUAGAAAGAAAAAUGAAGUAAAAAGAGUAAGGAACAAAAGGGGUGCUUUGGUUUGUUAAAAAGUGUUAAGUAGGAAGUAUUCUGUGGUCCAGUAGGAAAGCAUAGAAAGCAUAAUAACAAGCAAAUAAUCAAAUCAUCCGCCUUUGCACUUUAAGCGCACAUUGUCUUGUUUGUUGUUUGUUUGUUCUUUCGACAUGAUACAUUUCUGUGUUAAGUGGUGUGUGCAGUGUCGUAGCCAUAUAGGCACCAGUACUUUGAUUAUAUGCUUAUUGGUGAAAACAAUUCUAACUUAAGGCCCUUCAUGUCUCCCAUGACGUGACACGAUAAUGCUGACUGAUCUUCUAACUAGUUAAAAUCUCCUAAUUUUCUUGUCAAGUUUGUUUUAUUUUAAAAAUAUUUCUCGUAGAAUUUUUUUUUGUAGAUUUUUUUUCUUUUUUCUUUUUCCAACUUUGUUUAUUGCUUUUCUCAACAAAAACAGACACAACACAAAAGACCGUACAGAUGAUAAAACUGAAAAUAGUUAGUGAACCAAUUUUGCAAGACAAUAUAUGCAUACAUUGAUGGUAAUCAAGAGCAAUAUAUACUUAAAAAAACAAACAAUCAAGAAAUUACAAUAAAAAUUCAGGAAAAAAUACAACUCAGUAUUUAUAAAUGACCACUUUUUCCUCUACACUAAAAACAGUUUCUUGUGAGUAGUAUGACUUUUUUCUCAGUAUACUAUAAUUAUUUAUUUUUCAUCAAAUUUACAACCUUAUUUAUUGUAACAUUACAGCUCUUUUCUAAAAAACAAAACAAAAACCGUGGCCUGAUUUCCUCAGCAAUACUUCCUCCCUGCUAUGUGAGCCCCUCCAGGGUGUCCGCACACUUCAUAUGCACAACAGAAAAACCAAAGUCGUGAUACUGUGCCAUGGAUGUUGUAGUUGUAGUACUACUAAUUAGCCUUUUUAUUCUCUCGUCAUAGAAAGACAGAAUAUAAUUCCACAGUGUGACAGUAAGUAUGUCCAUACUGUUAAUAUGAAGUAUGAAACAGUUCCAUUAUAUUAUUAUUAUUAUGGCUACAGACCACUGCACCUGUAUGUGAACUACUUGCCUCCAAUGUGUGGGAUCACUUCUGUCUGCCAUUUCAGGAUUUUGUCACUAAAAUCAACCAACAAAUUGGAAACAAUUGAGUCGAACCCAGUGGAAGUUUGGUUUCAAUAAUAAUAUAGUUGUAAAUGUAAGCUCUUCUGUGUUUAGUUUGCAUGUUCUCCCCAUUUCAGCGUGGGUUCUCACCGGGUCCUCUGGCUUCCUCCCACAGUCCAAAACAUGCACUUAGGUUUAAUUGGUGACUUUCAAUUGCCCGUAGGAGUGAAUGAGAGUGUUAUUGUCUGUCUCUAUGUGUCAGACCUGUGAUAGUCUGGAGACCAGUCUAGGGUGUACCCCGCCUCUCACCUAAUAUCAGCUGGGAUCGGCUCCAGCCCCCCACAACCGAGUGCAGAUAAUGUUUGAGGAUAAUGAAUGAAUGAAUAUUUAGCAGAGGCGAUGGAGGUGGUGGACCAAAAUCAUGACACUUUUAUGGUAUUUAAGUUACUUGAUCUGCAUUAACUGCCUUCAAAUGAAUUCCUUUUUACCUUUAAGGUUGACAUUAUUUUGUGCUGCUUUGAGUCCUUACAUUUUAGAAGAAAAGUUAGAAGAAAAUGGGAGGUUUUAUAUGAAGAACAAAAUGAAUUAGCUCUUUCAGUCUAAGACUCUCUGGUGAGAAUAACAAAGCUGACAGGAGCUCAUAUGUGAAGGAAACAAAUCCACCCGCUUUUAAUGAAUAAUUUCAGUAAAUGUGUAUUUAUCCAGAAUAAAAGGCUUCAUCCACAGAGCGGCCUCACUGUCCUCACUGCUGGACUUGUAGUGCUGCCUAUUGUGAGAAGCUCUACUGGAAAAAAUGAAGAACUUUGGAUUUACCAACUUAAAUCCUUGCUACCAUGAAUAACCACUAACCAAUAAAGUGUGUUGGUUGCUGUGCCAACACUUGUGGUAACUGUAGUUUGCAAUUUUCUCUGUUUUUAGCCUUGCUAGCAAUGUCAGUCCACCACUUUGGUCCAAGAUGAAAAUAUACUCACAAAUACCAGAUGGAAUUUGGUUAGCUACAAAGUUUCUGAUACCCAGAGGAAGAAGCUCACUGACAUUACUGAUCCUCUGAUUUGUCCUGUGGCGGCACCAUUUGGUCAAAGUUUUCAAAUAUUUCAACAUAUGCUAAAUGAAUUGGCAGAACAUUUCUAGCGCAAUCAUCAGGUAAUGUUAUAUAAAUGCAUAUACUAAUAUGCCAAACAAAGAUUGCUGAACAUGAACUAAUGAUGUUGGCAUUCAGACAUUAACAUUUAGCUCACAGCUCGCUCCAUGGCUAAAGACUCUUAGGGUGCUUUCACAACUCAAAGUUUAAUCAGUUCUAAUCAAACUCUGGUGCAAUUAAAGCCUUGUUAUGGUCCAUUUGGUUGCUUGUGAAUGUUCCAAUCGUACUCUGGUGUGGACCAAAACAACUGGUCCAAGACCACUUGCAGAGAGGAUCUUGAUCCGUUUCCAAACGGUCCCUAUUGCAGUUUGAUUACACUGUGAACGUAAUCCGACCAGAAUCCGACCCAAUUAAAGGAAAUUAAUGAAGUGAACCAAAAUGCAGUGGAUUGUGGGCUACCUGUGCGGUGAGAUGUACACAGAUAAUAUUAUAAAGAUGAAAUUUGGGUACUUCAGUUUCACUCUGUAGGCUACCACUGAGCUAAAGCUAAUUUGUCAUUGCAGAAAUAUCAACAUUUUUCUCAAAACAGCAGAUUUUGAUUAGUGGUUGGAGUGCAUCAAGGCUCACCUUCUCCGAUUGUACAGCUGUCUGAUCGCAGCAUGUUGGAGUGUUUCUCUCCACAUUAGAUUGGUUGGAACACCAGAGCAGAUUACGACCAGUAUAACUAAACAUACUCAGUUUGUGCUCGGUUCCAAGUUGCUUUGUUUAAAUUUUUCACCCCCAACUUUUCAACCAAUAAGAUAUAAUAGUGCGAGUAUAUUUCCAGCCCUCCACCUUCAUACAGGCCCAUCUUCAAAUCUUUUUUUAAUUUUGUCCAUUUACAUUUCUGCACUGUGAAAGCAAACCAGACUAAAAACAAAACAAACCAAAUGUAUCAAUUUCACUCUGAUUCGGACUAACCAAAUGGACUUGGGUUGUGAAAGCGACCUUAGACUAGUGUUUAUUAUUAUUUAUCAAUAACAAAAAAUUGUCUGAAAAGUCCACAAUCACCACCAACCAAACCAGUAUCAAUAUGGGAUUUAAACCUUCACCUACAUUCCAUAAACUUGAACACAUUAGACUACACUAGUGUUUACGUCAGAUAAUAAACAGCACAUGGUGCUUUCCUGCUGUGUAGACCUGAUGGACAGCAGUUCUUUGAGGAACAAUAAAACAGGUGUUGUGUUUUUCAGCUGUUUUAUAGCAAAUAAUUUUGUCUUUGACUCAUUGAAAUGGUAUUCUGCCUGCCUGCUGUGGGGACUUUGCUUUAUUUAAACCUGAUAUAAAGACAUGGGAAAUGUGUUGUAAACAUGUGUAUGUGGUACCCUACAUCUGCACUGUGUACUCCUUAUUUUAUUAGAUUAUUUUCAUUCCUUUGAUGGUUUCAAAGACAGAUUCUUCAUGACUGUUGUGUAACCUAAGUUUGUGAAGCUGGCUGCAAGAAGGUUUCUUCCACUACACCAUGUCUUUCUGUCCAACUGAUUUAUUAAGAUGCAGAGAAUCCCAGCAUUUGUUUUCAUGUUUGCAUUUGUGAGUCUUAAUCAUACUUUUGAGAAUUGAAAACUUUGUUAGCAUCAGUGCCCCCGAAGAAACAAAUAGCACUGUUAGGAUGUCUUUUUUCUUAUUGUAUAUACGUGCCAUUGUACUUUUCAUAUUUGCCAAAUAUAACUAUGUUUAGUGGCCCUUCUGUUACAUGACUCUGUAGCUGCUAUUAGUGUAGUAGCUUCACUAAACACAAGUCAGGAAAAACACUUCAAUCUGUACAGACAGAUAUGCUUUUUGGUCUCCUUUGUAAUUCAUAUUCAAUGAUUUGCUUAGUUACUAAAAGGAGAAUAUUUCUUUAUGACAGUGGACAUGUAACUCAUUUUACAGUUGAUUUUGAAUAUUCCGUGUUGCCUUACAUUCAGCUAAAUGUUUGAAUUUUUACUCAUCAACAUGUCUUUGAAUGUUUUGCCAAAAGCUUGUAAUGACAUUUAUUUAAAGCAUUUUCUAAAUAAAACAAGAAUGCUGUACUGCA